This is a messenger RNA of Dibothriocephalus latus, 315 nucleotides long. Lineage: Eukaryota; Metazoa; Platyhelminthes; Cestoda; Diphyllobothriidea; Diphyllobothriidae. The record is from the annotation of a GenBank genome assembly.
GCUCUGGGUGAGUGCAAUCCAGAGAAUCUGGGUGCCCUAAUCUCCGAUGUCCUACAAACAGACCCAAGCAUUCUGGAACAGUUACAGACUCUUAUAGGGCCCAUCGACUGCGUGGAGGAUGUAUCUGCUGUAUUUGCCAACAAGCUGCUCUCUCUCCUGACUGAGUUGGCAGAGUCGGAAUCGAUGGCCACGACAACGAACAUGAGUGAUUUCAAUGACGUGUCCAUUCAAACAGCUUUACCUCCACCUCCGCAGGAUCAACAGCACCCCAGUGAUAGUGCCUUGGGGCAUCACCAUCCGAGUGUUAAUCCUUGA